Messenger RNA from Oryctolagus cuniculus (rabbit), 2500 nucleotides. It is a transcript of the gene VGLL4, whose product is annotated as vestigial like family member 4. Gene Ontology annotation, biological process: negative regulation of DNA-templated transcription. The record is from RefSeq and is a predicted model, not a curated record. Gene Ontology annotation, molecular function: transcription coactivator binding. Lineage: Eukaryota; Metazoa; Chordata; Mammalia; Lagomorpha; Leporidae.
CGCGCCGGCGGGAGGAGGCCGCGGCGCGGACGCGUCCCCGCGAGCGUGGCCAGGAUGUCCGCGCAGUCGGCUCGCAGCGGGCUGUGAGCGAGGGCAGCGGGGCUUUGUCCUGGGCGAUGCGCUGCGGGGUCGCCGUUUUCAGGCCUCUGCCCCUGCCUCCGCGCGCCGCGCGGCCCCGUAGAGAGCGCCGAGACGCUCUCCGCAUGCCCGAGUGAGGGUCGGCCGCCCGCGCUGCGAGGGUGUCGUGUGAGGGCGGGGGUUUUCGGGCGCGUGUCCCCCCUCUCCGUUUUGGUUUUUGGCUUUUUUGGUUUUGUUUUGUUUUGUUUUGUUGUGCGCUUCCGAGGCCGGGCCUCCGUCCCUGUGCGGUUUAAGCAAAAAGAGCCAGGAGCUCCUCCGUCAGCAACAAGUGAUUGUUUGGAAACUUUUCCCUGUCGGGGGCGAGCGCGGAGAGCUGGUUUUCUUUGCGAGCCCGAUAAAUGCUAUUGAUGAAGAUGGACCUGUUGAACUACCAGUACCUGGACAAGAUGAACAACAGCAUCGGCAUUCUGUGCUACGAAGGUGAAGCUGCUCUCAGGGGAGAGCCCAGAAUGCAGACCCUUCCUGUGGCCUCUGCCCUCAGCAGUCACCGCACCGGCCCUCCCCCCAUCAGUCCCAGCAAGAGGAAGUUCAGCCUGGAACCUGGCGAUGAUGACCGAGACUGUGAAAAUGACCAUGUUUCCAAGAUGACGCGCAUCUUCAGUCCCCAUCUGAACAAGUCCACUGCCAACGGAGACUGCCGAAAGGACUUCCGGGAGCGGAGCCGCAGCCCUAUCGAGCGUGCCGUGGCCCCUGCAGUGAGCCUGCAUGGUGGCCACCUGUAUACGUCCCUCCCCAGCCUCAGCAUGGAGCAGCCCCUCGCGCUGACCAAGAGCAGUGUGGACGCCAGCAGGCCAGCAGGCCUCUCGCCUACCCUGACGCCCGUGGAGCGGCAGCAGAACCGGCCCUCUGUGAUCACCUGCGCCUCUGCCGGCGCCCGCAACUGCAACCUUUCACACUGCCCCAUCGCGCACAGCGGCUGUGCUGCACCCGGGCCUGCCAGCUACCGGAGGCCACCCAGUGCGGCGGCCUCCUGCGACCCAGUGGUGGAGGAGCACUUCCGCAGGAGCCUGGGCAAGAACUACAAGGAGCCCGAGCCGGCGGCCAACUCCGUGUCCAUCACUGGCUCCGUGGACGACCACUUUGCCAAAGCUCUGGGUGACACGUGGCUUCAGAUCAAGGCGGCCAAGGAUGGCGCGUCCAGCAGCCCCGAGUCAGCCUCACGCCGGGGCCAGCCCGCCAGCCCCUCGGCCCACAUGGUCAGCCACAGCCACUCCCCCUCCGUGGUCUCCUGAACGGGGCGCCGCCUCCAGUGACCCGCGGAUCUGCAUGGUUUGCCAGAGCUUCGAACAGUCAGUGCUUAAAAAAAAAAAAAAAAAAAAGGAAAAAAAUGGGGGUGGGAGGGGGGAGCGGGCUGGUUUAUUCGCAAAAGCCGCGUUGCUGGGAUGACUGUUCUGUUCUGUUCUCGCUUGGCAUUUGUUCGUGGGCCUCGGAUACGACCGCAGGAGCGACGUGGGAAACUGUCCUCCUGCCUCCUACCAAAGAAACCUCCGCCCGGCCCGAGGAGACGCGCCGCCGCGCACGCUCCGCUCUCACCUUCCGAGGGCAGGGCGUGUGUGGCCGUCUACUUGAAGAGAACUGUCGGGUCUGCUUUGCACUACGGAGGAGGACGCCGUGCGCGCUCCCCGUGUGCGCGGGUCGGAGGCGCCGUUCCGUGCAGGCCGCAGGCCUCCUCCGUGUGGACGCCGGGCGCUGGCGGCCGACCCGCACUCCGGCCCGGGCCUUGAUCUUGGUGCGGUGUCCGGGCAGCAGAGUGGCCUCUUUCGAGAGUUGCAGCCCGACAGACUGACUGCUGGUCCAGUUGUGCUGAGAGACGCGUGGAUCCCUGCGUGACCCCGGGCGCCCCACGCCGAGACAUUCCUGACCCCACCCCGUUACUGCUGCGUCUAUUACCGUUCGCUGAACUAACAGCUACUAACGAGAAACGAGGGCGCCCCUGCCGGACCCCCGCCCCUGCAUGAGAGAGCAGGGACACGCGGGGUCGCUGGUAAACCCAGGACAGGGCCCGCGUGGGGCACCGGGAGGGGCCGAGCUCCCGCUGCGGUCGCAGGGCGGCUGCAGCCUUCCAGAAAGCAGAGCCACACCCGGCUGCCCGCACGUCUCCCUCCCACCCUCCUGGGCUUCCAGGCUUGGGCAUCCAGGCCCCGGGUCUUCUGUAGGAAAAAUGCCGUUGCGACCCCUUUUUUAUAUAGGUAACUAAGACCAUCAUUACGCUGCGCGUAAAGAAUGUACAGACAUUUGUAGGUAUUUUUGAAGAACAAUUAAUUUGUUAAUGAUAUGUAGCUAUUUAAUUUCCCCCUUUCCUAUUGUAAUCAUUCAUUUUGUUUGUCGUUUGGAAAAAAAAGUUGAUCUUUUUUUUACCGUA